Messenger RNA from Neltuma alba, 4103 nucleotides. RefSeq names its product pentatricopeptide repeat-containing protein At4g31850, chloroplastic. The record is from RefSeq and is a predicted model, not a curated record. NCBI's taxonomy places the organism in Eukaryota, Viridiplantae, Streptophyta, Magnoliopsida, Fabales, Fabaceae. Gene Ontology annotation, molecular function: mRNA binding; protein binding. The transcript is spliced from 2 exons. Bases 226 to 3549 code for a protein of 1107 amino acids.
CUGAAUCGAAGUAUCUAUCCUCGGCUUAUCGGUUCAGACUGGGGCUACCAUGGCCGUUUUCCCUCCAUCUUGUACAUUCACGUUAGCGCAUAACUGUCUUCUCUGAUCUACUUCAAGGUCCUCGGUUGAGCUGUUAGUCACCAUUAGAUAAGUGGAUUUCUUCGUGUUUUCCAAAAUCCGUCUUCCCGAGUGCGUUCCAUCGUCUAUUAUUGUUAUCGUGUUUCCAUGGCAAUCUUCAUCCUCUGCUCAAACCUGUGCUGUAGUAGUGUAUCAUAUAAUUGUCCCCUCACAGAUGGUAAUAUCUACGUUUUUAACUAUAAUGGGUGGUCAAGACGGAGGAAUUGCGUAAAUAUGAAGAUUAUACCCAAUGGGUCUGCGAAUGGGGAGAAAUAUGGAAUAAAGCAAGGAGGCAUUAGAACAAGUUCACAGAAGGUGGCCGUGGUAAAUGAGAAGAGAAGAGAUAAAGUGUCAUCCGAAGAAGUUAUGAGCGUUCUCAAGUCGAUUGCGGAACCUAAUUCUGCUCUUUCGUAUUUUAAGUCAGUUGCCCAGUUGCCGAAUUUUGUGCAUACGACUGAAGCAUGCAAUUACAUGCUUGAGUUCUUAAGGGUUCACAGGAGGAUUGGGGAUAUGGUUUUUGUCUUCGAUUUGAUGCAAAAGCGGAUUAUCAAGAGAAAUUUAAAUACAUAUUUGAUCAUUUUCAAAGCUCUUUCUGUCAAAGGCGGGAUUCGGCAAGCACCGUUGGCGCUCGGAAAAAUGAGGAAAGCCGGAUUUGUCUUGAAUGCGUAUUCAUAUAACGGAUUGAUUCAUUUACUGCUCCAAUCUGGUUCCUGUAGAGAGGCUUUGGAUGUUUACAGAAGAAUGGUCGCGGAAGAAAUAAAGCCUAGCAUGAAGACGUACUCAGCACUAAUGGUAGCCUUAGGGAAGAGAAGGGAUACUGGAACUGUAAUGGAUUUAUUGGAAGAGAUGGAAACGUUGGGUUUGAGGCCAAAUAUUUAUACAUAUACUAUAUGUAUUAGGGUGCUUGGGAGAGCUGGGAAAAUUGAUGAUGCCUUCGGAAUUUUGAAGAAAAUGGAAGACGAUGGGUGCGGACCAGAUGUUGUUACUUACACAGUUCUCAUUGAUGCGCUUUGUGCUGCAGGGAAACUUGAUGGAGCCAUGGAGUUAUACACUAAGAUGAGAACUAGCAGCCACAAACCUGAUCGAAUAACAUACACUACCUUAAUGGACAAGCUCAGUGACUGUGGUGACUUGGUUGCAGUGAAAAAACUCUGGAGUGAGAUGGAAGCUGAUGGUUAUGCUGCUGAUGUGGUUACUUACACAAUACUUAUUGAUGCUUUAUGCAAAUCUGGGAAUGUUGAACAGGCUUUUGCUAUGUUAGACGUCAUGAGCACUAAAGGAAUCUCUCCAAAUCUUCAUACCUACAACACACUGGUCUCUGGACUUCUGCGGCUGAGAAGGUUGGAUGAGGCAAUGGAGCUUUUCAACAAUAUGAAAUCUUUGGGUGUUGAACCUACGGCCUUUACAUAUGUCCUUUUCAUUGACUACUACGGAAAGUCUGGUGAUCCGGGAAAAGCUCUUGAUACCUAUGAAACUAUGAAAAGUAGAGGAAUUGUGCCAAGUAUAGUGGCCUGUAAUGCUUCUUUAUACAGUCUUGCUGAAUUGGGUAGGAUUAGAGAAGCAAAAGAAAUAUUCAGUGAGAUUCAAAAUUGUGGGCUUGCACCAGAUUCGGUAACAUAUAAUAUGAUGAUGAAGUGCUAUAGUAAAGUGGGCCAAGUAGAUGAAGCCUUAAAGCUUCUAGAUGAGAUGAUGGGCAAUGGGUGUGCACCUGAUGUAAUUAUAGUCAAUUCUUUAAUUGACACACUUUACAAGGCUAAUCGGGUUGAUGAGGCAUGGGAAAUGUUUGGGAGAAUGAAGCAUAUGAAGCUUUAUCCCACAGUUGUGACAUACAAUACUUUACUCGGAGGCUUGGGGAAAGAGGGAAAGCUUCAAAAGGCGCUUGAAUUGUUUGAGAGUAUGACAGAAUGUGGAUGCCCCCCAAACACAGUAACUUUUAACACACUCCUGGACUGCCUCUGCAAGAAUGAUGCGGUUGAGUUCGCCUUGAAGAUGCUGUAUAAGAUGACAACAAUGAAUUGCAUUCCCGAUGUUCUGACUUAUAACACCAUCAUCUAUGGCCUGAUCAUAGAAGAUAAAAUUGAUGAUGCAUUCUGGUUUUACCAUCAGAUGAAGAAAUUUCUCUACCCUGACCAGGUAACUUUAUGCACCCUCCUUCCUGGUGUUUUGAGGCUUGGGAGGAUUGAGGAUGCUUUUAAGGUUGUCACGGAAUUCACACACAAGGUUGGUUUACAGACGGGCAGACAGUUCUGGGAAGAAUUAAUGGAUGGUAUUCUAAUUCAAACCAAAUUAGAAAAUGCCAUUUUGUUUGCUGAAAAAUUGGUGCACAAUUCAAUUUGCCAAAAUGACUCUAUAGUUUUGCCACUAAUCAGAGUUCUGUGUAAACAAAACAGGGCCAUGGAUGCUCAAAAUUUAUUUGACAAAUUUACAAAAACCUUGGGAAUUCACCCAACCUUGGAAACAUAUAAUUGCUUGAUGGAUGGGCUUCUGGGAUGUAAUAUCAAUGAAAAAGCCUGGGAUCUCUAUGCGGAGAUGAAAAAUAUCGGUUGUGGCCCAGAUAUUUUUACCUACAACUUGUUGCUUGAUGUUCUAGGGAAAUCUAGGAAGAUCAAUGAACUUUUUGAGCUGCACAAGGAGAUGCUCUCAAGGGGAUGCAAGCCUAAUGCCGUCACUCAUAAUAUUAUCAUUUCAGCGCUUGUGAAAUCUAAUAGCUUGAACAAAGCAUUAGAUCUAUACUACGAUCUUGUAAGUGCUGAUUUCUCUCCCACUCCUUGCACGUAUGGCCCUCUUAUAGAUGGUCUUCUGAAGGCUGGAAGGUUGGAGGAAGCAAUGCAACUCUUCGAGAAUAUGUCAGACUAUCGAUGUGAGCCAAACUGUGCAAUUUACAAUAUUCUUAUUAAUGGAUUUGGGAAAGCAGGUAAAAUUGAAACAGCUUGUGAUUUGUUCAGGAGGAUGGUUAAAGAAGGGAUAAGGCCGGAUUUGAAAUCUUACACCAUUCUUGUGGAGUGUCUGUGUAUGGUAGGUAGAAUUGAUGAUGCUCUACGGUACUUUGAGGAACUAAAGCUAACUGGCCUUGAUCCUGACUUAGUUUCUUACAACCUUAUCAUCAAUGGUCUUGGAAGAUCGCGUAGGUUGGAGGAUGCUCUUUCUCUUUUUAAUGAAAUGAAGAGUAGGGGCAUCACUCCUGAUCUUUACUCUUACAAUUCACUGAUUCUUAAUCUGGGGAUUGUUGGUAUGGUUGAGCAGGCGGGAAAGAUGUAUGAAGAACUACUACAGGUGGGCCUUGAACCUAAUGUCUUCACUUAUAAUGCUCUCAUUCGAGGAUAUAGUAUCUCAGGCAAUUCAGACCGAGCCUUUGCCGUGUACAAGAAGAUGAUGGUUGGGGGAUGCAGGCCCAACUCGGGAACAUUUGCUCAGCUUCCUAAUCAAUGCUGACUAAGAGUCCCAAUAUCAUUUGAAUGAUAUCGCAUUUAAGAAGCUUAUAAUUGUUUUAGUCCGGGUGAUUAUGACUUCGUGCCUCAAAAAUCUCGGGGACUCUAGAUACCAACCUGUUUAUAGUUUUGUCCAAAACAUUGCUUCAUUCUGACAACGCCUCAACAAUUUACAGUACUUGUCGAUCAAAUUGAAUUGUGACUUGCGUACGCUCCCAAUCUAUGCACAUGUGGCCUUCAUCUUCCAUACUCGGAGGAGGAACAAAUUGACGCCACACGAAGACUCAAAACGACGAAGAUUGUAAAAAGGUUGUAGUUUUUCAUACUGACCUAUAGGUAUAGCCUUUUAAGUUCUUUGCUGCCAUUCUUUGUGACUACAUGAACAAUUUGUAGAAGUGGUUAGAAAUUGUCAAAUAGCAUGUAAUUAGAGAAUUGUGGAGGUGAAUGGAAAAUCGCAAGAUUUUGAAAUAAUGAAUUGUUAGUUGACAUUGUUAGUGUAAACAGGAUACUAUUCGAAAUAUUGCGAUGAUUAUUCACAUAUUGAACCCGUUUUUCGCA